AUGACCCUCUUGCUCGCCCUCCUACUCUGUGCGGUCUUUACUCUGGCCAUUCGCCACUUCCACCAAGGGCUCUUCAAAGCUGCCUUUCUAUUGACGGGACAAGUUCAAGAACCUCCUAAAAGUUAUCAAAUCCAUGAAACCCCUUCCCCAAAGGCUCCGUCGUUCUCUUUGCCAGGAGAGCCAGCGCCGAAGACGCCAAUAUCAACGGAAACAAUAGUUACGCUUUUGGUCCCAUUAGCCCGGUCGCCGCUAUCCCAAAUUGUAAAAGAAAUCAAAUACGGCGCAUCAGCAUCAAAUAAAUCUGAAAAGCCUAUAGUUUAUCGCUAUACGUCGGGAAAUCCUCGCCAUAUGUGUGGAAACUCCUGCUUACCGCCUACGGUAACCGGGCCUCUGCCAUCAAAGUGUACACACCCAAAUCAUAUACGACAUGCCCCCGAAGGGGAUGAAUUUGAAUUGGUCUCUAUCAAUGACGGGCUCGGCCGCUUCGACACCAUUCCCAUGAUGGGUGUCCUAGAUCAAUGGGAACAAGACCGCCUCCUCUGCCCUGAUUCGAUCAUCAGCUGCCAUACCAAUAACGUUCUUAGCACGCUGGCAGUCCAGUCCUCCUGUUACUCUUAUGAACAGGUGCUUUACGGCAACGUUAUUGCUUGCAUGCUAGAAAUAUUCGAGAUUCAUGCCCCCAAAAUGUUGCGCAACAAGAAAAAGAUUGAUGGUUCAUACUAUUACCACCUCUGCGAGAUGUUAAGAGAGCCCGGAAACCAAGCAGCAGUAGCCACAUUUAUGAUAACGGUAUCACUGGGGAAGCGUCCUGAAAUGCUUGCAACAAAGAAUCCUUGGGGGGAGUGUAUGAAGCCGGCUCUUCUGAGUCUAUGGAGUAUUUUCCAUGAUCUUAUAGAAAUCACCGACAAAGAGCUUGAAGAAACAAUUGAAAGUUGGGCUCGGACUGCGAAAGAGUGGUCACUGGCUAUGAUAUACCUGAAGAUGGCCCACAAACGCUUAUGGCAAGAGAGUCCGUUGUAUCUAACGGGCCCAGAUAUAUACGAUUCGAAAAGCGAUGGCGAGAAAGCACAAGCCUACACUCAAAAAUGUCUCCGAGCAGGCAGCGACCAGACUGCCCUUGCGUGCCAGUCUUUAGCCCGUUUGCGGCAGGAUGUUCUUGGCAUCCAUAGGCAACUUGACUGUAAAAUGAACGAUCCAAAGGCACUCAAAAAGAUGACGCCAUACGAUAUUGACCUACUAAGGUUAUAUACAGCAGCACUUGGCCAGUUGUGCACAACAGGAAACAUGGUGAAUGCAUUAGUAGCGUGGAGGAACCAAAGGCACGAUGGGAUGACGAAGGUUCGGGCACUAGCUAUUGAAAGGAAAGGUCGGGAUUUUACGAUGCAAGAGCUAGCUGGAGGGAUGGAAAGCGGUAACGAACAGGAGCAAUCGGACUCGGAAUCAUCAAGUACGUCUAUUAUUUCAAACGUCUCAAAUGUUUCGAGCGCCACCUCUGCAUCUGAUAUCAAGAACCCCACUCUGGGCAAUGAGAGACCGAAUUCCGGCCAGAUGGCUCCUUCAGAAAUCUCUUUGACUUUUGAUCCGUUGGUUGCUUCUGAACUUAUGGAGACCUCAGCUGAGAGGGUGGGAUAA
Orbilia oligospora ATCC 24927 is the source of this 1632-nucleotide messenger RNA. RefSeq lists its product as uncharacterized. Bases 1 to 1632 code for a protein of 543 amino acids. Lineage: Eukaryota; Fungi; Ascomycota; Orbiliomycetes; Orbiliales; Orbiliaceae. The transcript has a single exon. The record is from RefSeq and is a predicted model, not a curated record.